UGAAUGUGCACCACUACAUACCACCCAUGUGCACACAGUCACCCCUUGCCUCCCAUCAAAUCUCCUUGAAAAUUUGAAUCAUUGCCAACCUCUACAUACGACCACAACAAAUCCAGGGUAUCAAAGUCUGGCAUACACGAGCUCCGUGUGGUGAGGCAGAACCUAAUCAAGAUGGUUAAAGCCCAUAAAGGAGUCUUGGUGACUUGUGAUCCAGCAGCCAAACAACUGAUUCUGAAGUUGAACGAUCAACCAGACCAUCAAAUCUCUGAAUUCGGAUUGGUCACACCCUUCAUUAUCCAAGAAUUGGAUGACACUCAUCUUAUGGUCACCCAGGAAUGUGUCAACGCGCUCAAGAAACAGUUGGAAGCCGAGUUGGAAAAGAAUACAUUUACGCUUGAUAGUCUAUAGUCAGAAAUAAAUAAAGGCAUAUGAAACCUGAUACAUUGAGCUACAUCUGAUACUCUGCAGUUUUUUUAUUUUCGCUCGUGUUUUUACAUGAGAGGCAUCGUGCGUUGCUAAUUGUCUAAUCAGGUCUCAAUAUGACCACAAGAGAGACUGCAGUGAAGAGCACGUGAGCCAUCUUCAAUAAUCGUCGAGUUGUUUCUAUGCAUGAGUGGACUUGAAAACUGUUGAUACAUAGG
Messenger RNA from Puccinia graminis f. sp. tritici CRL 75-36-700-3, 641 nucleotides. RefSeq lists its product as uncharacterized. The record is from RefSeq and is a predicted model, not a curated record. The transcript has 3 exons. Gene Ontology annotation, biological process: nucleotide-excision repair; transcription by RNA polymerase II; transcription initiation at RNA polymerase II promoter. The coding region runs from base 172 to 408 and encodes 78 amino acids. NCBI's taxonomy places the organism in Eukaryota, Fungi, Basidiomycota, Pucciniomycetes, Pucciniales, Pucciniaceae. Gene Ontology annotation, cellular component: transcription factor TFIIH core complex; transcription factor TFIIH holo complex.